Messenger RNA from Cryptosporidium muris RN66, 444 nucleotides. RefSeq lists its product as uncharacterized. NCBI's taxonomy places the organism in Eukaryota, Apicomplexa, Conoidasida, Eucoccidiorida, Cryptosporidiidae. The record is from RefSeq and is a predicted model, not a curated record. The transcript is spliced from 2 exons. Bases 1 to 444 code for a protein of 147 amino acids.
AUGGCUGUAUCAGACCCUCUUAAUAUUACUACAAUCUACUUUUCUGCAGAAUUCUCAACAAGCUCAUUAUCAUUACUAAAUGAGUAUAUUGAAUUAAAACAAUUAUAUCCCUCAAUUAAGUUUCUUUUAGUUGAUAUAGAUGAAUGCCCUAGGGCUGCAUAUAAUUAUGAUAUUACAGAUAUUCCAUCUAUAUGUAUAGUAAGAGGAGUGGAUAUAGUUAAUGAAUUGAUAACAAAAAAAGUAAAUGGAAAUAUAUUAAAUAUAAUACAAGAGACCAAAAUUAUUAUUGAAAAAGAACUUCAAAAUUUGAAAAAUUAUACUUGGCCAUCAGAAUAUAUUAGGCAAAUAUUACCUCAAUCAACUGGCUCAAAAAGUGCAUAUUGGCAUCAUAAUAUAGGCUUAGACAAUUCUAAUAUUAUAGAUUUGGGUUGGUUAAGACCAUAA